UGUCAUUUUGACAGUUUUAUACACCUAUUCUCAUUUGAAUUGAGCGUUAAGUUAAAAUAAAUCUUCACAAAUAAAUAACUUUUAAGCGCAAACGACUUACAAAAUUAUUGUAUUAUGUAAAUUUUGGAAAUCAUGAAUUACUUUUGUGUAAAUAUCAAUUUUCAGGUAUAAUCAUGGAUAGUAGAACAUUACGAAGUAUAACAAACGGAUACACAAAUAAAAACAUUGAUUGUAUUGACGACUUAUGCUAUGAUUUAUACGUAUCAUCACACCCAGAAGAGAAUCAUAAUGAUUGUCUGGAGGAUUUGCCUGCGGUGGACAUGAACCUGUCAUAUUCAGGUUCAACUUCAAAUAGCGGGUCCGAACAAUCAACAAGGAAAAAUACAAGAACGAAUAAUGACAAGGCAGUGGAGGGUAGUAGAAAUAAAAAAUCUGACAGAGAAAGCGCCAAGCAGAAGACAGCCGUAGAAAAAGCUGCAAAGAAGCAGAUGCAAGAAUUAAAUAAGAUUUAUAAGCCUGGUGAAUGCAUGAAGUACAUGCAAGUAGAGGUGCAUCCAUCUUUCUUGGAAAAGUGGUAUGCGGGUGACAUAGAACGGGAAAUGUCACCCAGUGGUGCAAAAAUUGUCACCUCUUUAGAACUAUUUGAUCCCAGUCUGGUUCUGUGGAAGAGAAGUGUACCGCAAACAUUGGUUUCUAAAGAUGGAGAAUUAGAUAUAACACCACGUCACGAAGUCAGUGAUCGUGGGCUCUAUGUGAUGAUAGCUGCGGACGCUGCUCAAUACAUAUGUGAACACAAGUUGUCACAACACAUUGCUACUGUCAAUGAGAUAGCUAAUGUCAAAGUGACACUUGUUAUAUUUGGUGAACAGGAAUAUUUCAAAACUGCAUCAAAGAAAAGAACGAACAAUCAGGUUAUGAGCGAAGUGGAUUUAGAAAUGGCUAUCUCCGAUCUGCUUGUUAGUACAGGAUGUGAUACAGUUGUGUUGAAUCAAGCCAAUGAACUUGCAUUACUCAUUUUGCAGUUCACUAAAGCGAUAGCGGAAGCACCAUACAAACAGUUAAAACGCGCUUGCGACGAGCAAGCAGACUUCUACAUGCGCGGGGAUAAUAAGAAAUGCGUUUCAGUGGAUAAAGAAGGUAACGGAUUGAGUUGUUUAUGGCAGCAAAUGCUAGCGGUGUUGCCACAAAGCAGCCUGGAGACAUCGCGUGCUCUAUGCGCACAGUACAAAACACCGUUGGACUUGUAUGAGACUUUGAAGCUGCCAGAAGGUGUGAAGACAGUGGCAGAAUUAGGAGUGACUCGCUCGGCAGUCCCAGGCAGUAGAGCAAGGCGGAUUGGUCCUGAAUUUGCGAGGAAAUUACACACCCUAAUGACUGCCGAAGAUGGAAAUAUGUUAAUUGAAUGAUAAUUGUGUAUUUAAAAUUGUUGACAAAUAAAUAUUUUUAAUGCAAUCUUAUAAAAGAUAUAAUAAAAAUUA
Molecule: messenger RNA, 1478 nt
Organism: Papilio xuthus (Asian swallowtail)
Lineage: Eukaryota; Metazoa; Arthropoda; Insecta; Lepidoptera; Papilionidae
Gene: mms4
Product: Methyl methanesulfonate sensitivity 4
Exons: 10
Coding region: 174-1406 (410 amino acids)
Biological process (GO): mitotic intra-S DNA damage checkpoint signaling; resolution of meiotic recombination intermediates; replication fork processing
Cellular component (GO): Holliday junction resolvase complex; nucleus
Molecular function (GO): crossover junction DNA endonuclease activity
Source: RefSeq, a predicted model, not a curated record